This is a messenger RNA of Toxotes jaculatrix (banded archerfish), 2184 nucleotides long. RefSeq lists its product as uncharacterized. The record is from RefSeq and is a predicted model, not a curated record. The transcript has 6 exons. Lineage: Eukaryota; Metazoa; Chordata; Actinopteri; Toxotidae. Bases 248 to 1123 code for a protein of 291 amino acids. Gene Ontology annotation, molecular function: oxidoreductase activity.
CGUGCGGUGCGGCAGAGAGCAGCAGCUGCAAAUGUUUUGCUUAAUCUUAACUCACCGGUUAGAGUAGUAGUGUUUUUUUUUUAAGUCAUAACAUUGUGUGUGUGUUUGUGAGAAUAGACGACAGGCCGUUGUCCAUUUAUAAAACUCUCCUUAUAAAGAAUUCAACUCAAAAGACCUAAAAGGUGAGCGCUGGGUAGCCUAAAGAGUCCAAACAACAUAGAAAGAAAACAGGUGGCAUUCAGACCAGAUGUCCUCCUCACCCUCCUCCAUGUCUUCUGUCCUCCUAAAUACGGGGGCUCAAAUGCCCCUUUUGGGUUUGGGGACCUACAAGUUGUGGGGUCCUGAGGAGGUCUACCGGGCUGUGGAUGCUGCCUUAGCUGCUGGUUACCGUGCCUUUGACAGUGCAGCAGUUUACAAGAAUGAAGGUGACUUGGGUCGAGCACUGAGGGAGCUCCUGCCCAAAUACGGCCUGUCUAGAGGGGAUGUGUUCAUAACCAGUAAGCUGGGCCCGAAGGAUCAGGGUGAGAAAGCCAUGGAAGGAGCCCUCCACAGCCUGUCGCAGCUGGACUUAGAUUACAUUGACCUCUACCUGAUCCACUGGCCUGGCACACAGGGUCUGGUCGUGGCUGAUCAACGCAACCCAGGCAACCGAGCUCAGAGUUGGGCCGCACUGGAGGAGCUGCAUGCCCAGGGGAAGCUGAAGGCCAUUGGAGUGUCCAACUACACACCAGCACACAUGAGAGAACUGAUACAGAGCUGCAAAAUCCCUCCUGCAGUGCUACAGGUAGAGUUUCACCCACAGCUGUGCCAGACAGAGCUGAGGAGAGUGUGUGAGGAGUAUGGAGUUUGUUUCCAAGCCUACUCCUCUUUAGGGAAAGGAGAGCUGAUUGGUCAUCCUAAGGUUAUCGAGGUGGCAAAGAACUGUGGACGCACACCUGCACAGGUCCUGUUGCACUGGGCGGUGCAGCAGAGUGUCCCAGUGCUCCCCAAGUCCUCAAAUCCAGACAGAAUACAGGAGAACGCCAGGCUUUUUGACUUCACACUGAGUGACGCAGACAUGGACGGACUGUCAGCUUUAGACUGUGGGCAUAAGUACUGCUGGGAUCCUUCAGAAGUAGCUUGAUAGACAACAAGGUGUCUUUCAUGUGUCUUUUUAUGGCUGCUGUAAUGCAGAUUUGGGAAACCACUGCAGAGGAAGUGGGGAAUAGGAGUUUUGACACAUGCAGCUCAGCUCAAGUUUUUCUGGGUCCAGCAGAACUUGCAUAACAAAUAUAUUUAUGUAAGAUGGGGGUUGAUAUACAGAGGAUUCAGGCAGAAUGUCCUGAGUUACCUUGUUUAUUGUGCCCCAUAUGCCAGGUUUGUUGUCUAAUGACCAAAUACUAUUUUUCUGUUUAUAAAUCAAUGUCAUUGCGCCAUCAUUUUAAAACUAGUUUCGUGUUCUUCAUUAUCUGUUGCCUCAUACUGUUUCAUAAUGCUCUCACAAAGUGUUUUAUUGGCUUUUAUAUCAUGGGUUUUCCAUUUGAAUUGUUUAUGAAGUACAACAGUUUCGCAGUGAACAAACUUUUCCCAACUUCCUCUGCACUGUAGACUGUUAAAGAAUUACUCACGAGAUUCACUUUAAAACCACUCUUAAAAUUAUUUAUUCAGGACAGCAUAUACCAGAAGUUUGACAGCUGUAGAGAAAAUACAUUUACAAAAGUCAUUAAAAAAAUGAAAAAGAACUGAGCAAAAAAAAAAAAAAAGAAAUAUUAAAAUUCAAUUUUCUCCACACGUAUCUGCAGAUUCAAGUAAUACUAAGGAUGGAUGCAAAACUCCAGGUGCCCAGGCAGGAUUCUCCUCUGAGGUGUGUUCACUCUCACAGAUGUUUAAAAGUCACAACAGUGACUGGUCACAUAACUUCUGCUGAAAUGGCAUUUCAUGCCAAAAUCUGUCUGAGCAGUUUUAUAGUUUUUCUUGCAGCUGUGACAGCAAACGCACGUCCACGUUAUUGUGCUUUUUCUUGAGCGUACUCUGUGACAGCGAGCUGUAAAGUUUAAGGCGGUAAACUGGGUGAACAGACAAGGCUGGUUAUGUGGAUUCAUAUCACAGGUUACAGCAUGUUCAAGGCAGUUCAUAAUAAUAUUAAACUCUUUUAAAUUCCAGCUGAACUUUAUUUUCAAGAGAGAGAGUGUAAAGCAUUCAUAU